ACACAGAAAAAUCAGACAUCCCCUGAAAAUAAGACAUCUUUGGGAGCAAAAAUUAAUAUAAGACACUGUCUUAUAUUUGGGGAAACACGGUAGUAAAAAAAUUAAGGGGGAGAAGGGGUUCUCCAGUUUUUAGCAGAGCGGUUCAGUUUCCACAGUUCUCCCUGGAAUCUCCUUUGUUGCGCCAUUCAUUAUGUGGGAACUAAGCUGCAUCUGGCUUACGUGGCAAACGCAUGCAUCAGUUCUGAUCUGUGAACGACUGGCGGGCAGGCCGCUCCUGCCACCGAGACUUCUGCUGCCUUUGCUGUACACGGCCAGGCCAGGCCGCAUUGUGAGGCGAGCACCUGUUGCCAUAACGACCGACUCCAGCAAAGAAGUGCCAGGGACAGCUUGGGUCUGGGCCAGAGUGAUCCUCUUUGGAGGAAACCUUCCCGACCAGAUUAUGAGGCAAGGCGGACGUUUCCUGUGCCAUCUUUUAAAGCCACACCAAGUGCCUUUAAAUUUGCCCAGCCUAAUUGGACCCAGGUGAACGAGGCUCAAGCGGAACCAUCUCAAUUGCAGAAGCAUAAUGGCAGCCACGGGACCUCCCACCAACUUGCUGAAAGGUCAGGUAGGUUCAGAAAAAUGGCACAAGGACAACAGCAGGACUGUGCAGAAAGCCAACGAGCUGACACGAGACUAUGGAAAGAAAGCCCUCAAUCUCUGGAGACCCUCCCUGCCCCCUGGCCAGCCCGAGGAGACACCAUACGAACGCAAGGUGAGGAUGGAUUCCUGGAAAUUCAAGCUGGAUGUGUCAGCGAGCGGAGAGGUGAAAAGAAAGCCACCCGAAGGGCCUGGGGUGACCCUGUGGAAGAUCAAAGUCAAACCUCCCCCAUGGGUCUGCAAGAUGGCCAUGCCCUGCUUCCGAGAUUACUUCAACACCAAGAACAAUGAGUUUAUGGCUAACUACUGCAGGGAGACACGCCAAGUGGUGAGCCGCCUGCGUCAGGCCCUGGUAGAGAUAAACGAGCAAUUCAAGGCCCUGGUGAACGAGAGAGAACGGCUUGAUGCCAUGCUGGCCAGAAUUCGCCAAAGCCUCCUUACCAACAAGCAAACCCAUGUCAUCCGGGAGAACAGACCAACGUUGGAGAAGAUACCUGACAAGGUGGAUUCCUUGAUGAAAUGGGAGAAGAAGGAGUUACAAAGACAGAAAACCAAGCUAGAGGGGGUGAUGGCCAUGUCAGAGGAUCACCUUAAGGCAUUGGGUGCAUGUCGGCAAGCUCUGCAGACAGCAAGUGAGGAACGCAGCCACGUGUUGGACCUGAUGCCGCAUCCUCUGCGCAUGGUUCUCCUAGACGCCGGGCGUGACUCCUGGCUUGGACUGAGCCGGCCUUCGUCCCCCUGGGUAGAGCGAAAUCAGACACCCAAGCCGGACCCCAUCGGACCUUUCACACCAGAGUGUGAUGCAGCCAUUGAUGAGGCCCGGCGCCUCACCUUUGUUUCCAAGAACGUGAUGCUGAAGGUGAAAGAAGCUAUCAAGGAGGCACAGGACAUCCGCAACAUGGCACACAACACCAUUGAGAACAGCCUGCAAGGCAAGAGGGACGAGACUCUCUGCCAUAAGGGACGGUUAGACUUGGCCUUGGGAGGAACACGCAGCACACUGCACCGCUGCCAGCGUUUCAUGCACGAGAUGUCUAUUGCCCGAGGAAUGACCUUGGGCCCUGACAGCAGCAAGUACUUGGAGACACGGGAGAAGCUGACACGGCCGACGGUGCAGGUGUACCAAAGACACGUGGGGACGCAGCUGCCCGAAGCUGCAAUCCUCAACCAGUCCACCGCACAGUUAGAUCGCUCCAUAGAGGAUACAGCCAAGAACAUCCAGAGCCUACAAGACACCAGGUGUCACCUGAAGCAACGCAUUCAUGACAAGGAGACUGGCUACAAUGUGGAUGGCAGCAUCAAACGCCUGCGGCAGCGCCGCAUACACCCCCGCACCUGCCUGACAGAGGUUCUUGAUCUGGUCUGCACCUAGGAAGUUCAACAAAUACAUGUAGAGAUCAUGAAAAUAGACUCUGGAGUGGCCCAGGCUAUUUCUUUCUCACUUGAGGGACAGGCAACAAUUCUCCUUGUCCAAAGA
Molecule: messenger RNA, 2116 nt
Organism: Sphaerodactylus townsendi
Lineage: Eukaryota; Metazoa; Chordata; Lepidosauria; Squamata; Sphaerodactylidae
Gene: TEKTL1
Product: coiled-coil domain containing 105
Exons: 8
Coding region: 566-2011 (481 amino acids)
Source: RefSeq, a predicted model, not a curated record